Paralichthys olivaceus (Japanese flounder) is the source of this 466-nucleotide messenger RNA. NCBI's taxonomy places the organism in Eukaryota, Metazoa, Chordata, Actinopteri, Pleuronectiformes, Paralichthyidae. The record is from RefSeq and is a predicted model, not a curated record.
CGGACAGCAGCAGACUUCGACGAGCCCCUCAGGAUAGAAGAAGACUCUCCGUGGCAAACAAAACAAACGUCAAAGGUCACAGGGGGCACGGAGCUCCACAUCGACAUGAUCAACCAGCUGAAGGAGGCUGUGGAGCUGCUGCAGGACCCCAGCAGAGUGAACACGGAGCAGGACGACCUGUCUGGAGUCCAACUCUACCCGGUGGAGAUGGUCACAGUGGAGGAGUCGCUCAAUGGUCAGGACAGCGAUGACGGCAGCACCACACCAAAGCACGGUGACAGAUCUCCGGCCGCCGGACACACAUCCUUCUCCAGUCCGCCGUUUGGACUGAAGCCCCGAUCAGCCCCGCCCUCGCUGCCCUGCUCGCCCCCUCCUUCCUGUCUCGACCCCUCCCUCCUCUCACAGGCCUCGCCCCUCCGUAGAGAUACACCGCGUAGCCAUGACGACGGAGGCACGCACAGCCGCG